Lottia gigantea (owl limpet) is the source of this 543-nucleotide messenger RNA. RefSeq lists its product as hypothetical. Lineage: Eukaryota; Metazoa; Mollusca; Gastropoda; Lottiidae. The transcript has 2 exons. The coding region runs from base 1 to 543 and encodes 180 amino acids. The record is from RefSeq and is a predicted model, not a curated record.
AUGGCAGCUUCACUGAUGAAGACAGAAUUCGGUCUGCAAAGCAGGGUUGAAGUUUCUGUGGUUAUUAUAAAAGUAAAGGUGUACAACAUUGCCGCUAUUUCUACCAAAAGUGAAAAGAACCGUCACAAAACUACAACAACCGAGAGGAUGACAUCACCACCAUCACAUAUAUUUCAACAGAUAUUGCAGUCUUUCCGAGAUCAUCCUGAUGAUGACUUUGAAGAACACAUCCAGGAUGACGGACAGUGCAUUGACUGUUCGUCCUCAUUGAAUCAAUCUGGUGAUCAUGGGAAUGUUGACUAUUUGGAACACGAUCAUGGUGGAGAUUGGAGAGAUGUUUGUUCCAAGUGUUGGAAGCAAUGGAGUGAAAGAAGAAGUAGUGUGUCCUCGGUAUCUUCAAUGAGAUCUGAUCCUCCCCACGUUCACUGGCCUGCAGAAGCUAAUCUAGUUCGGUCUCAUCCUAGAAAGAAAUAUGUUAGGAAUCCACGCACACCAUCACCUGUUAAACCUAUUUUAAAAAAUGGUAAAUGCGGACAUCGCUGA